This is a messenger RNA of Gymnodraco acuticeps, 3236 nucleotides long. RefSeq lists its product as uncharacterized. The record is from RefSeq and is a predicted model, not a curated record. The transcript has 4 exons. NCBI's taxonomy places the organism in Eukaryota, Metazoa, Chordata, Actinopteri, Perciformes, Bathydraconidae. Gene Ontology annotation, cellular component: nucleus; cytoplasm. Gene Ontology annotation, biological process: response to muscle activity; regulation of DNA-templated transcription. The coding region runs from base 77 to 3073 and encodes 998 amino acids.
CAGGGAGUAAGAACUGACACCUCAAAGUGGACGCUUCGUCAUUCUGUAACAGAUUCAGGAGCAUGUGAGAUAUAAAAUGGAUGAUUUGGAUCACAGCAUUCACAUUGCAAAUGAUGACUGGACCAGCUUCUAUGAGGAGUGCGAGGAGUGUGGUCUGGUGCAGCCUUCGCUCGCCUGCCCUGAUAGCUGGAGCCUCAGUGAUUCAGAGGAACUGGGCAACCCAAGCUCAGUGUUCAGCGCAGGCCAUCAGGAGCCAGAGCAGAGCUGUGCUGCAAGCAGUGAUGGAGCUGAAGGCAGUGCUGCAGGAUGCUGCAUGGAGGAAGAGAACUGCACAGAUGGUGUGAAGUCUGUAUCAGUGCAGGUGGUUCAGUGUGGUUCAGCAGGAGGACAAGAAGAAACUAAAGCUGAAGCAGGCCUUGGUAAUCCUGAAGAAAAUGCCUUCAACACAGCAGAGCACAUCGAAGAGGAGAAACAUCCCAACAUCAAAAUUACACUGCAAACUGAGCAACUAAAUGUUCAGUGUUCAGAGGGAGAAUCGUCAGAGCUGAAAAGAGGAGAUGAAGCUGUGCAAAUUGAGACUGACAUUCAUGACCUCAUAUCCACACAGCAACCUGACCCCAUUUCCUACAACCUAACAGAGCUAGAUGUAAAUGAGCCGAUCACUACAGACAGAUCUGUGAGUGAGGAUGUGAGUGGUCUAAGAGCAGAGAAAGAGCGCUGGUUUGUGACAGUGAACGAGAGUCCUGCACGACAGGGAGUACGUGCUGCCUCUGUGAAAACAAAACGAAGACAAAAAAAAACUCGUAAGGAGAGAUCACUUGAAAACCACUGUAGGUUAGAGACGACAACAGAUAAUAAUGAAGCUAAAGUAGACCGUAACUUGGUAAACAAAUGUGCUGAACCAGAUUCUGAGUGUGUGCAGAUGGGAGUCAUUUCAGAUUCAUCGCAAUUGUCUUUAACUUCUGAUGAGGAAGACAAUUUGUCAGAACAACUGGUGAUGUCUCCUUCCCCUAAAGACAAUAUCAUUGAGCCAACUGUAGAAUCCAAAUCAAACAACAGAAUUACACCCAGAAAACCGAUAAAGUUAGACAGUGUGGAGUCUGACGUAUAUGAAGACGGUGUUGAGUUCUUCUCCACUCACAGUUUUGACUCUGAAAGCUAUCUGUCAGCUACCGAAUCAUGGGAGGAUCUUCAGCAUCUUCUCAAGGAACACCAACAACUGCAACGCUCAUUAUCUCUGACAGAAAACAGCUAUCUAUUCAAUCUGACUGAGAUUACCGAGGCAGACAACACGCAAGAUAGAGAAAUGCUUUCUUAUGAUGGCACUCUCUCUUUUGAUAUACCAGCUUCUAACUGUGAAGGUCAUGAAAGCACCGAUGUUCAGUCAUCUGCUGGGCAAAGUGCAGACAGAAUGCCAGAUGACAUCUCCACAUGUGAUAACCAAACACACAGCACGCUUCCUGCACCUACACCUGGACUCCAAAAACAGGAAGUAAAUCAUUUAGCAUCUGGUGGCUCUUCAGUAAAUCAGCUGCUCCCCAUUCCUGAUUUAACUGUAACCCCUUGCCCUGUGGCCGACAGCCCUGAAACAUACGCCGAAGCCGCGGGACACACUCGACCUGUGUACGCCAUUUCUGCUUUUUGGGAUGAAAUGGAAAAGUUGACGAUAAAUGACAUUUUGCAGCUCAGGAUGGGUAGAACCACCCCUCCCAGAGAUACAGUCACACCAAACGCAGAUGAUCACGGCCCUUUGCUCGACACAGUGGAGUAUAAUUUGUCUGAUGGUGUUCUGAUGGAUACAUCUGACACUGCUGAUUCAGACUAUUUCACACAGCCCGACGAAUCCAAACGCGAUCGUUCAAGCUGCGAGUUCUCCACGUCCGAUUUUGAAGAAGAGUACUGGCAGUAUCUUAGCGCCAGUAGGAACCACAGUCCUGACCCUCAAAGCAAAAGCCAACAGAGCCCGGGCGAUUCUCCUUUCAAAGCACAUGAGGAAGAGGAGUCUUUAAGCUCUGAAACACCUGUGCCUUUAGAGGACUAUGCAGAGGAUCAGGAAGCCAGUGAUUUAAUUUUGAGCAGACUUGGGUUGCCAAGACCGAUCACAAAAAGCAAAAGCUUGCAAAAUCUAUCAGCUUUCAAAACAGAGGAUUUAUCUUUGCAGUUGUUACUCGGCAAUGACGAGAGCAGUUUGUUUCUCAGCAGCUGUCCAUCUCUGGAAGAAAAUGUGGUUUUAACAGCUAGCGACAGCCUGGGAACACAAAUACCUACAUCUUUACUGGGUGAACAUGAUCAUAUAUCCUUGCCUGAAGUGUUUGAAUACCUUUACAGCGAUGAUGGAACAAACGGAGGCUCCCAAUGUGUUAAAGUCUAUGAUCCAGUUGACAUCUCAAUGGUUUAUGACUAUUCUCUUUGUGCGUUCAGCGAUGAAAUGUCAUUCUCUUUCCUCUACAAUUUCCAGCGCAGUGAGGAGAAACCCAUCCCCAUUUUCUCUUGUUCUCAGCCCAUCAUCAGAGAACUCACAUUCCCAAAUCCGGACUUUGUUUUCUUGCGCUCAGACUUCGAGGAGGAAGGCGACAUCUCCCCAUUCAGGAUCAUGUCUGGCUCUUUCUUCAAGGGGGACGAUUCCGGGGUGUCUGCCUCACAUGGAUUCUACAAUUGGAAAAGUUUGAUGAGGAAGGUUCGCUUUCCUGACAAAGGGAGCAUCUGGUGUAGUAGAUCUGGAGCCACGGUGUUCCCAGAUGAGGUUGAGAAGAUCACCACGAAGAGUGUGGACCCACCACUCACAGUGCUCACUGCCAGGAGAGGCUCUUCAUCUCCUUUUCUGCUGUUUAGCGAGCUAGCAUUGCAGAAGAGGGUGUUGGACGCUGUACAGGCAACAAGACAAGAGGGCAUUUUCUCCUCACUGAAGCAGUCAGAUAUGUGCAUGGUCUGCAUCGCCUUUGCCUCCUGGGUGUUAAAAUCAUCUGAUCCUGAGUCUGCUGAUGCCUGGAAAGCAGCUCUGCUGGCAAAUGUGAGUGCGCUGUCGGCCAUCCAGUACCUGCGGCAGUAUGUGAAGAGGAGGAAUCCUUCCUAACAGGAUCCCUGACACACAACAAAGAAGAGCGUAAUCAUUUACAAACACUUUCACUUGGGUCCAUCUAUAAGGAUAUAUAUACUAUAUAUGUACUGUAUGUCAUAUUGCCUCAGAGUUUUCAUUUCUUUCCUUGUUAAAAUAAAGCACGUAUGCUAGUAAGACA